CAUGCAUGCCUGACCGCUAGUCUACUUCCUGGAUGGAAGAAUGGGACAUUUCCAGCACCACUUUUCUUCGCAUUGUGAAUUGCCUUUCGCCACGCUGACGCCACGGAUAAUCACUUAAUAAUGAGCACGUGAAAUCAAUAAUAUCCGACUACUUUUUUUUGUCUUCCCUCUGUAGUUAAAGACAGCGAUUGAUCGCCGAUUGACCCCUCUACACUUCGGGAAUGUCGCUAUCUGGAAGCCCGCUACAGGCACGGAGGAGUCCAACAACACAUUUUGAACUGCUUUUGCACAGCCGUAGUGUGCGUAACGUUUUAUUCCUCGAAGCAGAAAGCAGCCUUUGCUCGGACUGGAGGCGAAUACGUUUGUCUUUUUAAAAAGGAAAAAAAAAAGAAGCAACUCAACACAAAAGCUAAAAGCAGAGACUGUGUAGCCGAACUGCAAAACGAUUUAUUUGGUGCUUCGUGGCUUGUGUGUCGACUUCGCUUCAGUCUUCGCUCAUGUGUAUGUGAUUUUUUUUUCUUUAAGAAGAGAAAAAAGACUGAAAAACUUUGUCCUUCCUUCCUCCUCCUCCUCCUCCUCCUCCUUGUUGCUCUCGAUGAGUAGUCUAACAUGCGGAGAAUACGGGAACCGAGUUACUGGUGGAUUUUAUCCUUAAUGCUUUUUUUAACCUUGCCCAAACACACAGACUGUCAUCCUGUUGCAAGUGGCCAACCUCUCCACGCUGGAGCCAAGCAUCAUGGGAUCACGGGCGCAAUGAGGGAAAGGAGGGCAGCUGGUGACCCUUACUGGUCCUAUUCAGGAAGCCAUGGACCUCGAGUCUGGGCAACCUUGUACCCAGAAUGUGCUGCGAAGAGACAAUCACCUGUGGACAUUGCAGAUGAUCAAGCUCUGGUGUCGGAGGAGUACCAAGAGCUGGUACUUGACAAAUUCAUCACUGAGUCCUCUAACCAGACCACCAUGAAAAACACUGGAAAAACAGUUGCUGUUCUCCUGAAGGACGAUUACUUUAUAAGAGGUGCUGGGCUGCCUGGGCGUUUUAAGGCUGAGAAGAUGGAGUUUCACUGGGGCCAGAGUAAUGGAUCAGCAGGCUCAGAACACAGCGUAAAUGGCAGAAGGUUCCCUGUAGAGAUGCAGAUCUACCUUUACAAUUCAGAUGACUUUGACAGCCUCAGCGCUGCCAUCAAGGAAAGACGCAUCAUUGCUGCCAUGGCCAUCUUCUUUGAGCUGGGGCAAAAAGACAAUCCAGCUGUGGACCCCAUCAUCCAGGGCUUGAAAAGAGUAGUGCAUCAUGAAAAGGAGACCAACCUCAGGUCAUUCAUCCUGAGGGAUCUGCUGCCGUCAUCAGUGGACAGUUACUACAGAUACACGGGCUCUCUGACCACGCCGCCCUGCAGUAAAGUAGUGGAGUGGAUCAUCUUCUCCAGGCCUGUGUAUCUGUCCCAAUCACAGCUGGAGGCCUUUUACUCCAUCUUUACAACAGAACAACAGGAUCACGUCAAGUCUGUGGACCACCUGAGGAACAACUUCCGGCCCCUGCAGGAGCUGGACGACAGGAAAGUGUUCAAGUCGGCUGUGAAAGACGCAUGGCAGAAAGAUUUGACUGAAGUUCUGGGAAGCCCUCAUGGCACCGAGGCUUCGAGAGUGUGCAGCAGUGCCCCAGUAAGAAUGAAUAUACAACCGUUGAAUCAGACAGCACUGAUCGUGAGCUGGGAGCGCCCUCUCACCAUCUACCACCCACCCAUCACAAGUUACAUGGUCUCCUACAGCUGGGUGAAACGCGACGUUGCUGAUGAGAAGACCUUCACCAAAACUGGGGACCAGAGCAUGAAAGCAGUCAUCACUAAUGUGUCCCCAGACAUCCUGUACCUGUUCAGAGUGCAGGCAGUAUGUCAACAUGACCUGCGUAGUGAUUUCAGCCAAACACUGCUGUUCAGAGCUAAUACAACAAGAAUAUUCGAAGGUUCUCGUAUUGUGAAGACAGGGAUGCCCACAAUAUCUCCAGCGUCCUCUGCUGACAUGGCUCCCAUAAGCUCUGGUUCCUCCACGUGGACAUCCUCUGGCAUCCACUUCUCCAUUGUCUCCAUGGCAACGGGGAUGGGCCCCUCCUCUAGUGGCAGCCAGGCCACAGUGGCAUCGGUGGUGACGAGUACCUUACUGGCAGGCUUAGGCGUUGGCGGAGGGGUCAUCUCUUCAUUGCCCAGUUCUGUUUGGCCCACACAGGCGCCCCAAGGCACUCAGAACCCCACCCAUCCGUCCGUCACGCCUUCAAAGUCUAGCACGGAGAAAGCGUUGCCACAGGGCUCAGAGACAGACAACCCUUCUGAGGAAAACCAAACUCCACGUGAGGGUGAGGAGGAGGAGGAUGAGGGCGAGAGAGAAGGAGAGCAGGAGGAAGAGCAGGAAGAGAAGAGGAGAAAGAACAAGACAGCACCUGAUAAUGAGGGAGCACAAGCCAACGGCACUGCGGUCAAAGAGUCUUUAAUCCCCACCCCCGCAUCCACAGCCAAAGAGAAAGGAGAAGAGAGGCCGACAGUCAAAGGCGCCACAGUACCUGCAAGCACCGGUGACGGCCAGCUGGUCGAUGUAGAGAAGAAACCCACAGAUGUAAAUGCAGUCCCCACUCAGGAGCCACGUAAUGACAGCGCAGAGAUGCAAAUUCCCCAGAGUUCCACAUUGUCUCCGAAGAUCAGUAAUGAUGGAAAGAGUCUCUGGCCGUUCUCUGUCCACACAGACAGGACCAUCUUGUCCAAUGUCACCCGAACCCCUCACCCAGGAAUGGGUAGGAUGGUGUGGAUUGUUCCCUUGGUGGUGGUGUCUGCGCUCACACUUCUCUGCCUCAUCAUGCUGCUGAUUGUGAUGGUCUACUGGAGGAGAUUUUUCCAGACAGCUCACUUCUAUGUGGAGGAGAGCAGCUCUCCACGGGUGGUGGCCAAUGAGAACAUACCAUUCAUCCCUAUACCAGAUGACAUGGAGGCCAUCCCAGUUAAGCAGUUUGUUAAACACAUCAUGGAGCUCUACAAGAACAACCUACAAGGUUUCUCUGAGGAGUUUGAGGAGGUCCAGCGCUCCACAGCUGAUCUGAAAAUCACAGCAGAACAUUCCAAUCAUCCUGACAACAAGCACAAAAACAGAUACAUCAACAUCGUGGCCUAUGACCACAGCAGGGUUAAAUUACGAGCUCUGGCAGGGAAAGAUGCCAAACAUUCGGAUUACAUGAAUGCCAACUACGUGGAUGGAUACAACCGGCCCAGAGCAUACAUAGCGGCCCAGGGUCCUCUCAAGUCUACAUUCGAAGAUUUCUGGAGGAUGGUGUGGGAGCAGAACACAGGAAUCAUCAUCAUGAUCACAAACCUUGUGGAGAAAGGAAGAAGGAAGUGUGACCAGUACUGGCCUACAGAAAACAGCGAGCAGUACGGAAACAUUGUGGUGACGUUGAAAAGCACCAAAGUGCACGCCUGCUACACACUGCGGCGUUUCCUUAUAAGGAACACUAAAGUUAAAAAGGGUCAGAAGGGGAACCCAAAAGGGAAGCUAAAUGAGCGCGUUGUGAUCCAGUAUCAUUACACCCAGUGGCCUGACAUGGGAGUACCAGAGUACACCCUCCCUGUCCUCACCUUCAUCAACCGCUCAUCAGCAGCUCGCACAGCAGACAUGGGCCCCGUCCUGGUGCACUGCAGUGCUGGGGUUGGGCGCACAGGAACGUACAUUGUCAUUGACAGCAUGCUGCAACAGAUCAAGGACAAAAGCACAGUCAGCGUCCUGGAUUUUCUCAAACAUAUCCGCACACAGCGCAACUACCUAGUUCAGACGGAGGAGCAGUAUGUUUUUAUCCAUGAUGCUCUGAUGGAGGCCAUCAUGAGCAAAGAAACAGAGGUGCCUGCCUGGCAGCUGCACAGCUAUGUCAACAGCAUCCUCACACCCAACUCGACAGGUCGCACACGGCUGGAGAAGCAGUUCAGGCUUCUGACUCAGUGCAACACACGCUUUGUGGAGUGUUUUAGCGCCCACAAAGACUGCAACAAGGAGAAGAACCGCAAUUCCUCAGUGGUUCCCUCGGAGCGAGCAAGGGUUGGGCUCACCACUCUGCCUGGGAUGAAAGGAACAGAUUACAUUAAUGCAUCCUACAUAAUGGGUUACUACAGGAGUAAUGAGUUCAUUGUUACCCAGCAUCCUUUGCCCCACACCACAACAGACUUCUGGAGGAUGAUUUGGGACCAUAACGCUCAAAUUAUUGUCAUGUUGCCUGAUAACCAGGGCCUGGCUGAGGAUGAAUUUGUUUACUGGCCUAGUCGAGAAGAGGCCAUGAACUGCAUAGCCUUCACUGUCACACUCAUCAGUAAGGACAGACUGUGCCUCUCCAAUGAGGAGCAGAUCAUCAUCCAUGACUUCAUCCUAGAGGCCACACAGGACGAUUACGUUCUGGAGGUGAGACAUUUUCAGUGCCCUAAAUGGCCCAACCCAGACGCUCCUCUCAGCAGCGCCUUCGAGCUCAUCAGCGUCAUCAAAGAGGAGGCAAUGACUCGAGAUGGCCCCACCAUUGUUCAUGAUGAGUACGGAGGGGUGUCAGCAGGAAUGCUCUGUGGUCUCACCACACUGUCCCAGCAGCUGGAGAACGAGGGGGUCGUUGACAUCUAUCAGGUGGCAAAGAUGGUCAAUCUCAUGAGGCCGGGAGUCUUCACUGAUAUAGAGCAGUACCAGUAUCUUUACAAAGCCAUGCUCAGCCUCAUCGGUAACAGAGAGUGUGGCCUGAGCCCCAUGCACAUGGACACUAAUGGGGUGGUGGUGAUCGCAGAUGAGUCGGACCCUGCAGAGAGCAUGGAGUCACUCGUCUGAGGACAUUCUUACAGGCACUUACUUUGUAAAAAAAAAAGAAAAAAAAUCUGAGAACUUUUCUGAGGCCUUUUUUGCCAGACUAUUGAUUAAAUGAAUAACCUUAUUACUUUUUAUACUGAUAAAAGUUUUUUGAUAUUUAUGUUUUUGUUCUUUAUUUUCUUGUCUUAAAUGUUAUCCUGCUGAGCGUUUGCACCUGUUUUAAGUUGACAUGAGGAAAAAAGCAGCUCUGUCCAGUUUGCACUAUACUAUCAGUGUUACUGCCUAAAAUCCAGUGAGUGAAACUCUAUCACCGUAUAUCCCGGCAACAUGACACAGCUGGGAUCUUGGACUCGCAAUGAGACAAACUCUGAAGCAUGAAGACCAGGAUGAGUUAAGGCGAUCCACUUCCAUGAAUGUCUCAAAAACAAAAAACAUCACAUCACAACGUAGCCCAGCAUGUCACAUUAUGUCACUUUGUCACCUUGAUCAAAUUAACUUGUGAGGCUCCCCUUCACGUGGGCGACGCUCUUUAUCAUGUGUGAAAAGACUAUUAUUACCUGCCUAAUAUUCAUAUACUGUCCAAAUAUCUCACUGCUGUCUUGUAAAAUGUACUUAUGGCUUUUGUUAACGUGUGUUACAACAUCUAAUGUGAACAUUUAUUAUUGCUUUUUACAGGGAUUCAUAUUGUUAUAUUGUUUUGUAAUAUAUAUUAUCUCCUUAUUAACCAGCCAUUGUUUAUUUUGGGUUUUUUUAAUUCAGUACUUUUGCCUAUUUGUCCACUGGCCUUGUUGUAGAGAUUGUGUAGGUUUUCAUGAAAAGUCUACAAUGCUCCAUUUGUGUUUUUUUUUUGUUUUUUUCCUUUUUGAAGCAUUUUUACACAGCUUUUCUAACCUCAAUUGUCAAAGCUCAAAUGAUAACAAAUGUUAUACUGUAGGUAUUCAUGUUGACACAGCACAUUGCCUACAAAACAUUUCCACCCCCUCAAACUGUUUAUUAUAAAACAUCAACAAUCAAAGUGGAUGUAAUUACGACUUAUUCUUACACUGAUGAAUAGAAAAACUAUUUUAAUGUCAAAGUGAAAACAAAUGUCCUCAGAUAUAUUCAAAUUAUGUUGAAAUAUGAAAUACAGAAUUGAAACUGCAGCCUUGAGACGAUGAGGAUAAGGAUAUGUAUUAGCUUUGUACAACAUCAACCUUUUUAUAGACACGUUGCUGUGCAGUUUUGAUAUAUCAUAUUUGGGUUUAUAUUUGUCUUGAUGGGAAAUAAAUCUUUCAGUCAUCUCGUACAGCACACCUCCUCUAACUGGCCUUUGCAUGUAAAUACAUUUGUUUUAGUCUCCAGCUGCAUUGAAGCGUCCUCAUCGACGAUGCUGCACCACCAGGCCUCAUGGUGGGGAUGUUUCUGGCUUUGGCUAACACUCAAUAUAAAUCAUAAAACUCUCCAUUGUGUUGCAGAGACUCCCAAUUGCUUUUAUUUGAGUUUUUCACGAGAGGCUGUCUCUUUGCCACUCACCCAGAGCUACAAGUGGGCAACAGCUCCUGUUUCAGUCUAAGACCCUGCAGCUCCUUUAGUUAGUAGUCUCUUAUCACACUCCGUUUUUGAGGACCACCUCCUCUAGUCGGAUUAACUUUCUCCAUUUUUAUGAUAAUUUUAGGAAUAUUCAGUGCCUUGAAAUAUUACUUUUAUCCUUCGCUUUUCUUCAAUUUGUUUCAAAUAUUUAUCUGGUUUUAUGAUAUAGGUUUUAGCGAGAAAGAAUUUAGCCAAUCUUAAGAGUUGGGUGUGUUUGUCCGAAAAUCACCUUAAUUCCACACAGGUGAAUUCACCUUAUUCUAAAAAGAGAUGCAGCAGUGAUUUGAUCUCAAUGAAAUCUAAGCAAUCCUUGAUUUAUUUACCUGUACAGUUUAUAUCAGUUCAUAGAAAGCAGUUUUCACUUUGACGUUAAAGGGUCUUUUUCUGAUGAUCGGUCUUAAAAACUUUGUCCACUCUGAUUCCAAGUUUCAUAAAACAUGAAAAAGUUCUGAGGGAGGUGAACAUUUUUUGA
Messenger RNA from Scomber japonicus (chub mackerel), 6853 nucleotides. RefSeq names its product carbonic anhydrase XVI b (gene ca16b). The record is from RefSeq and is a predicted model, not a curated record. NCBI's taxonomy places the organism in Eukaryota, Metazoa, Chordata, Actinopteri, Scombriformes, Scombridae. Gene Ontology annotation, biological process: protein dephosphorylation. Bases 610 to 4833 code for a protein of 1407 amino acids. Gene Ontology annotation, molecular function: protein tyrosine phosphatase activity; protein binding. The transcript has 29 exons.